Messenger RNA from Rhipicephalus microplus (southern cattle tick), 546 nucleotides. RefSeq lists its product as uncharacterized. Lineage: Eukaryota; Metazoa; Arthropoda; Arachnida; Ixodida; Ixodidae. Gene Ontology annotation, molecular function: serine-type endopeptidase inhibitor activity. The record is from RefSeq and is a predicted model, not a curated record.
AUGGCUUCUCCGACAAUUACAGCAUUGACCAUUCUGCUUCUUUUCGAACAGGGGAAAUGCGACCUGUGCGACAUCUGCCGUCGGAAGCGAGACAGCGCGGUUCGUUUGCCGUACAACCAACGGUGGUACUUCGACGCCUCCUCAUUUCUCUGCCAGCCGUUCAACUUCUGCGACGACGAGAUCACCGAACGCAUGAAGAGCCGCAAGUCCAAGGCUGAAAUCAACUGCGGAGGCGUGGACUGUUUCGAGUGGCUGUACGAGUCGCUGAAGAAGAGGCAGGCGCAGGAGAGCGACCUGCCCAAGGUCAUGCUGAGCCACCACCAGUACCAGGUGCACCAGGAGACGACGCAGACGUCGGUAUCCAAGCAGCCCGUCUUCACCGAGGCGGCCAGGCACAGCGAGGCCACCACCACCCUGCGGUCCUCCACGGUUACGGCUAGGGCCAUACUCAAGGAACCCGCCACUUCCCAAGACGAUGCCGAAGCUGAAGCUCCCUACGAGUUCGGCUUGUCCAAGCCUGAGGCUAUACACGUCCCUUUAGAUUAA